AUGCAGUCUAUCUUACUCCCUCAUCUGGUCAGUCCAUUCAAUUUUAACUCUACACUCGGGGAUUCUAAUGCCCUUUUGCAUCCUUGGAAAGCUGCUGGCAUUCUAGAUGACAGCAAAUCGAAGGCAAAGCAGAUAGAGGAAGGCAUCGAUCGGAGAUCCAAAGCGUCCAUUGUCUCCAGCAGCGGCAUCGGUGCAGACUCCACAGCCAGCCCCCAGCUCCAUUCAACCAGGUAUUACACCGCUUGCAUCUCCGCGGGCGUCGCUGCUUGCGGCCUCACUCAUGCCCUCGUCACUCCUCUCGAUCUCGUCAAAUGUCGAAGACAAGUUGAUAAGACUCUCUACAAAGGAAACUUGGAUGGCUGGAUCAAGAUUUAUAAGGCCGGCGGUGUGGCCGGACUGUACACUGGUGUAGGUCCCACUUGGCUUGGGUAUUCUGUCCAAGGCGGUUGCAAAUAUGGGUUUUAUGAAUAUUUCAAGAAGAAAUACGCGGACGCCGUGGGGCCAACGAAUGCAGUUAAAUACAAAGACGGGAUAUAUUUAGCGAGUUCAGCCACAGCGGAGCUGAUAGCUGAUGCGGCCUACGUGCCGCUGGAAGCGGUCAAAGUGCGGAUGCAGACGACGAUCCCGCCCUUUGCCGCGGGGACGGUUGAUGGAUUCCAGAAGUUCGUUGCCGUCGAAGGUGUCCAAGGUCUUUACAAGUCCCUCGGCUCGCUUUGGUCUCGUCAGAUCCCUUACACUAUGAUGAAGUUCUGGUCCUUCGAAGCUACGGUUCGCAGGAUCUACGCCUCGCUUGUUGUGUCCCAUCCCGCUGAUACGAUGGUCUCGAAGUUGAAUGCGGUUGGUAAGGAAGGAUCUGGGAAGCCUACGGUUAGCUCGAUCUACAAGGAGAUCGGAUUUGGAGGGCUGUGGGCCGGUCUUGGCACCCGCAUUGUCAUGGUUGGAACUUUGACUGCUCUGCAAUGGCUUAUCUAUGAUUAUGUGAAAGUGGCCUUUGGAUUCCCUACCACUGGUGCUGCUCAACCUCAACAUAAGUAA
Puccinia graminis f. sp. tritici CRL 75-36-700-3 is the source of this 1035-nucleotide messenger RNA. RefSeq lists its product as uncharacterized. Gene Ontology annotation, biological process: mitochondrial phosphate ion transmembrane transport. Gene Ontology annotation, molecular function: phosphate transmembrane transporter activity. The record is from RefSeq and is a predicted model, not a curated record. Gene Ontology annotation, cellular component: mitochondrial inner membrane. The transcript has 8 exons. Bases 1 to 1035 code for a protein of 344 amino acids. Lineage: Eukaryota; Fungi; Basidiomycota; Pucciniomycetes; Pucciniales; Pucciniaceae.